This is a messenger RNA of Olea europaea var. sylvestris, 1349 nucleotides long. RefSeq names its product dirigent protein 24-like. The transcript has a single exon. Bases 39 to 1244 code for a protein of 401 amino acids. The record is from RefSeq and is a predicted model, not a curated record. NCBI's taxonomy places the organism in Eukaryota, Viridiplantae, Streptophyta, Magnoliopsida, Lamiales, Oleaceae.
CAUACUUUCCCUUCUCUUAUACUUGUUCAUAUCGUAAAAUGGCUAAACCAAUUAUUUGCUUAUUUUUGCUAGCCAUCACUUUUGGAAAUGCCAAUGCAGCAAGAAUCCUUGAUGAAGUAACUCCACAAAUCCCACUCCCUGCACCCAACGUGCCUCAACCAUCUUAUCCAACGGAGCUCGAUAAUCCCGAUAUAGUACCACCACUCGUAGCGGCUCCUGCCACCUCCACCACUGUUAGCCCUUCCCUCCCUAUAGAACCAGCGGCGCCUGUUAUCCCACCUGUGCAAGAUGUGCCCGAUACUGAGGUUGCACCAAUAGCUACUACCACUGCCACCACGUCCCCUAGCGGGAUCACUGCCACCACCAACACCGCUGUUAGCCCUUCUAUCCCUACAGAACCAGCUACUCCUGAUAUCUCACCUGUGCAAGAUGUGCCCGAUACUGAGCAUGCGCCAGUAGCUGCUACCCGUGCCACCGCAUCCCCUAGCGGGACCGCCACCACAGCUGCCACCACGACUGCCACUGGUGCAACCGUGGCAAAUCCUAUUCCAGAUCACUCCACGUUGUCCUUCUUCAUGCAUGAUAUCCUCGGAGGCUCACAUCCUUCCGGCAGGGUAGUAACCGGAAUCGUGGCCAAUUCCGAUGCCAAUAGCCUCCCAUUCUCAAAGCCAAACAACCAAAUCUUCCCCAUCAAUGGUGGCGUUCCACUCAACACCAUCAAUGGCGUAGUCAACAACAACAACUACCCCUUCCUCGUCGGCCUAAAUGGCUCACCAACCAACUCCAACUUCCAGAACAGCGGCAACAACGACAUCGUUAACGGUGGAAACAACCAAGCAUUCGUCACAGCUGGGCAACUUCCGGCCGGCCUAACGCUCCAACAGCUCAUGUUUGGCUCCGUCACCGUUGUUGAUAACGAGAUAACAGAAGGACACGAAUUGGGUUCAGCAGUUCUUGGAAAAGCUCAAGGAUUUUACUUAGCAAGUUCUUCAGAUGGCAGUACCCACACUCUUGCAUUGACAGCAUUAUUUCACGGUGGUGAGCAUGAAAUAGAUGACACCAUUAGUUUCUUUGGCAUCCACAGGACAGCUACCCCAAUUUCUCACAUUGCUAUUGUUGGCGGAACUGGAAAGUGUGAGAAUGCAAAAGGUUAUGCCACCAUUGAAACUCUUCCCCAUGUGGACCAGCAUACUACUGAUGGAGUCGAAACUAUUACACAUUUCACUGUUUAUCUUACUCCCUAGAGGAUUUGCAUUACGAUAUUUAUCGAGUUAUUCAAGUCAUGUUGGGUUAAUUUAGAUGAUGAUGAUGUAAAAUAUCGUUUAAUUAAUGUUGUGAGUUCUUAAUCA